CGCCAGCUUACCUCCCUAAUCACAUUUGCCUGGCAUACUUAUUUUCCCUGCUCUCCAGUCUACCUACCUUAGGCCUGACAACAUCCUCGCUUUUCCCUACCUACCCUACCGAAUUCUUCAAUACGCCUGCAGUUUCCUAACACAAGCACCGGCCAAUACGGCCGCCCCGCCGCCACCAUGGCCAACGACAUCCAUCAUCACGACGGCUCCGAGAAGCAUUCCAGCCACGCACCCUCCGAGCUGGACGACAUUACCGUCGACAAUGAAAAGACCCUGUCCAGCCAGGUCCCUGUGCCCGGCGAAAACCAGGUCGUCCAUACGGCCAAUCCCAAGAAGCUGGUCAAGGUCCAAGAAGAACAGUUGGACCCCAUGGACCAAUUGCCCGAGCAUGAACAGGUCAUCCUAAAGAGGCAGUUGGAGACCCCGCCCACCAAGGUGACCUACUUCACACUAUAUCGGUAUGCCACGAGGAAGGACUACAUCAUCAUGAUUGUGUCCUCCAUCUGCGCCAUCGCCGCUGGAGCUGUCCUGCCUCUUAUGACCGUUGUCUUUGGUUCCUUAGCAGGCACCUUCCAAGGCAUGCUCUCGGGAAGCACGUCCACGAGCGAUUUCAAUGAUGACCUGGUCCACUAUGUCCUGUACUUUGUGUACCUUGGCAUUGGUGAAUUUGUGACCUGUUACAUCUACACCGUCGGCUGGAUCUAUGUGGGAGAGCAGCUUUCAUCGAGAAUGAGGCAGGCCUAUCUGGCCGCUAUCCUUCGCCAGAACAUCGGAUACUUUGACAAGCUCGGUUCCGGAGAGAUCACCACUCGCAUCACAGCCGAUUCCAACCUUGUGCAAGAUGGUAUUUCCGAGAAGGUCGGACUCGUCCUGCAGUCGUUGGCGACCUUUGUCACUGCCUUCAUCAUUGCUUUCGUUAAAUACUGGAAACUCACCCUCAUCAUGACCUCCACCAUCUUCGCCAUUGUAGUGUCCAUGGGCAUUGGCUCCCAGUUCAUCUUAAAGUACAACAAACAGUCCCUGGCAUCGUAUGCUUCUGGUGGUACCGUUGUGGAGGAGGUUUUCAGCUCCAUCAGAAACGCCAUCGCAUUUGGAACCCAAGACAAGCUCGCACGCCAAUACGACGAGCAUCUCAGGGUGGCUGAGGGCUGGGGAAGAAAGACCAAGACCGCGCUCGCCUGGAUGCUGGGAAUGAUGAUGACGAUCAUGUACCUCAACUACGGUCUGGCCUUCUGGAUGGGCUCAAGGUACCUCGUCAAGGGCGAUAUGACAUUGUCCGACGUACUGACGAUUCUGAUGGCCAUUAUCAUUGGAUCUUUCUCUUUGGGACACGUUGGACCGUGGGUGCAAUCCUUCACUACAGCCACGGCAGCGGCAGCGAAGAUCUUCAGCACUAUCGACCGAGUGUCACCUCUGGAUCCGACCUCCAAGGAAGGCAUUACACUUGAAAAGCUUGAAGGUAGAGUGGAACUCAAAGGUGUCAAGCACAUCUACCCGUCCCGUCCGGAGAUUACUGUCAUGGAAGGGGUAGACCUCGUCGUCGAAGCUGGCAAGACUACGGCCCUUGUCGGUGCGUCUGGAUCUGGAAAAAGUACCAUUGUGGGGCUUGUCGAGCGCUUCUAUGAUCCUGUUGGGGGUAUCGUUGAACUCGACGGACACAACGUACAGGAUCUUAACCUACACUGGCUGCGUCAGCAAAUCUCUCUUGUUCAGCAGGAGCCUGUCCUCUUCGCCACAACCAUCUACAAGAACAUUCGGCAUGGUCUCAUCGGCACUCCUCAUGAAUCCCUCCCGGAGGAACAGAUUCGCGAGAUGGUCUACAACGCGGCGCGCAUGUCCAAUGCGCAUGAUUUCGUGUCAGCACUGCCUGAAGGCUACGAGACCAAUGUUGGUCAACGUGGUUUCUUGCUUUCUGGUGGUCAAAAGCAGCGCAUUGCUAUUGCUAGAGCGAUUGUUAGUGAUCCCAGGAUUCUUCUCCUUGACGAAGCCACUUCGGCUCUGGACACCAAGAGUGAGGGUAUUGUGCAAGCGGCACUCGACAGAGCUGCUCAAGGUCGGACCACCAUCGUUAUUGCGCAUCGCCUGUCGACUAUUAGGGAUGCGGAUAAGAUCGUGGUCAUGACUCAGGGUCGUAUCGUUGAGCAAGGCACGCACAACCAACUUUUGGAACGCAGAGGAGCGUACUACAACCUUGUAGAGGCACAGAGGAUCGCUGCUGCAAACGAAGGCAACACUGAAGAGGAUAUCACCCUGAUUGAAGGAAACGAUGAACAAGUAAAGGAAACAGAUGGCGUAGUGGUUGACCCCGACGACGCAGUCACAGCGGAAAAACUGAACCGGACCCAAACAGGCAAAUCCGAGUCCAGCCUGGCUCUUCAGAAGAGACAACGCAACGAAAAGGGGCCGCGUUACUCACUUUGGACGCUCAUCAAGCUGAUUGCCAGCUUCAACAAGAAGGAAUGGUUGCUCAUGGUCAUGGGCCUUGUAUGGUCCGUGAUUGCUGGUGGUGGACAGCCCACUCAGGCUGUUUUCUUCGCCAAAUCCAUUUCGGCGCUGUCCAAGCCUCCGUCAGAGUACGGUCAACUUCGGUCCGAUGCCAACUUCUGGAGUGCGAUGUAUUUGAUGCUGGCCAUCACACAGCUCAUAUCCUACACCGGCCAAGGUCUCUGCUUCGCCGUUUGCUCCGAGGCUCUAAUUCAUCGGGUUCGCGACUUGGCUUUCCGAACGAUGUUGCGCCAGGACAUUGCCUUCUUCGACCGCGACGAGAACAACGCCGGUGCCCUCACCUCAUUCCUUGCUACCGAAACCACCAGCAUGGCGGGUCUGAGUGGAGCCACUCUUGGCACGAUCCUGACCGUGAUCACAACUUUGAUCGGCUCGAUGUCUCUCGGUAUUGCCAUCGGCUGGAAGCUUGGUCUUGUGUGUACUGCGACAAUCCCUGUUCUUUUGGCCUGUGGUUUCCUCCGUUUCUGGAUCUUGGCCCGCUUUGAAGGUCGCGCGAAGAAGGCGUACGAAUCGUCUGCCUCCUACGCUUGCGAAGCCACGUCCGCAAUCCGUACGGUUGCCUCGCUCACCCGUGAGGAUGACGUAUGGGAAAACUACCAUGAUCAGCUUAACGCUCAAGCGGCUAAGAAUCUGCGUUCGAUCCUCAAAUCGUCGGCAUUGUAUGCAGCAUCGCAGUCUGGUAUGCUUCUCUGCACGGCUUUGGGAUUCUGGUACGGUGGAACCUUGAUUGGGAGGAAGGAAUACAACCUCUUCCAGUUCUUCUUGUGUUUCUCUUCUAUCACUUUCGGCGCCCAGUCUGCCGGUACCAUCUUCAGCUUUGCUCCCGACAUGGGCAAAGCCAAGCACGCUGCCGAGGAACUCAAGACACUUUUCGACCGCAAACCAGAGAUCGAUACCUGGUCUCAAGACGGCGACAAGCUCCAGAGCGUGGAAGGCGAGGUCGAGUUCAGGGGAGUCCACUUCAGGUACCCCACUCGACCUGAGCAACCUGUACUGCGUGGACUGGACCUCACGGUUAAGCCUGGCCAGUAUGUCGCUCUUGUUGGAGCUAGUGGAUGCGGUAAGAGUACGACCAUUGCCCUGCUUGAACGCUUCUACGACCCAUUGGUCGGCGGUAUCUACAUUGAUGGCAAGGAAAUCUCGACUAUCAACGUCAACGACUACCGCAGUUACAUUGCGCUCGUUAGCCAAGAACCGACUCUGUACCAGGGCACCAUCCGGGAGAACAUCCUCCUCGGAGCGGACCAGGGGGACGUACCGGAAGAAGCUAUUUUCAAGGCCUGCAAGGACGCCAACAUCUACGACUUCAUCAUGUCACUUCCUGAGGGUUUCAACACUGUUUGUGGCAGCAAAGGUGCACUCCUUUCCGGUGGACAGAAGCAGCGCAUUGCCAUUGCUCGCGCCCUUCUGCGCGACCCGAAGAUCCUGCUGCUCGACGAGGCAACCUCGGCUCUCGAUUCCGAAUCGGAGAAGGUCGUGCAAGCAGCCUUGGACGCAGCGGCCAAGGGCCGUACCACCAUUGCUGUUGCUCACCGUCUGAGCACGAUCCAAAAGGCCGACGUCAUUUACGUUUUCGACGGCGGCAAGGUCGUCGAGGCCGGUACGCAUAACGAGCUGAUCACCAAGAAGGGCAGGUACUUCGAGUUGGUGAGCCUGCAGAGCUUGGAGAAGCAGCACUAGAGCACGGCGGUAGGUUACGCUUGGGCAAUUUUUUGGUGGCUUGGUGGUAAUAGGGGGUUUGCCCAGCGGAUAUUUUGUGCAUGCGUCUGCUUCGGCUCAGCAUGAUGUGGCGUUGGUGAUUUCAAAUACCCUACUCUGAUAUUGCUAGUGUACAAGUUGUACGGCACGCAAACGACAUGUCUCCACUUGUGGAUGGAUGGUUG
Molecule: messenger RNA, 4388 nt
Organism: Aplosporella prunicola CBS 121167
Lineage: Eukaryota; Fungi; Ascomycota; Dothideomycetes; Botryosphaeriales; Aplosporellaceae
Exons: 2
Coding region: 178-4185 (1335 amino acids)
Biological process (GO): transmembrane transport
Cellular component (GO): membrane
Molecular function (GO): ATP binding; ATP hydrolysis activity; ABC-type transporter activity
Source: RefSeq, a predicted model, not a curated record